UUGGUUGUCAUAUGAUUUUAAAAUAUAAAAACAAAUUUUCAAUCGAGAAAUUUUGUAAUUAUAAGUACUAAAGUAUAGACAGAUUUACGAAAAAAAGGAUCAAAGAAAUGUCGGCAAAGCAAGGACAAGUUGGAGAGCUGUUAGACGCGCUAUAUUUAGAAAUGUUCGAUUUAAUUGAACAGCAAGCAGCCAGCCGAGUCAACAUAGAGCGCUUAAGUAAUGGUGGUCAACUGUUAUUAGCCAAAACCCGUUAUGUUCAUGGAUCCCAAUCUGUUAGUGUAGCACAAAUACCAACAGAAAAUGGAAGGGACUUUAAUGCACUUUGUCGUGUACUGCAAGAACGAAACGAAAGCAAGUUAAGCAAUAGCGAAUAUACACUUGUACGUUCGCCAAUUGAUAAGGAAAAUGGUUAUUUGGAGCCAAUGCAGUGGUUUGGUGUGUUAACACCAAGUACCUUACGCACAGCAGCAGAGCAGUUUAAAAGGUGUCUGACACAUAUAGUUGAAAGUGCAAAUAUACAAAAGGAUUUAAACUCAGUUAUUAAGAAAAUUAAUUACCUUAAAGAUGUGAUACUAAAAAAAUAAAUACAGUUUUCAAAGCUUUA
Teleopsis dalmanni is the source of this 604-nucleotide messenger RNA. RefSeq names its product coiled-coil domain-containing protein 115. Bases 108 to 584 code for a protein of 158 amino acids. Gene Ontology annotation, biological process: vacuolar proton-transporting V-type ATPase complex assembly. The record is from RefSeq and is a predicted model, not a curated record. The transcript has a single exon. NCBI's taxonomy places the organism in Eukaryota, Metazoa, Arthropoda, Insecta, Diptera, Diopsidae. Gene Ontology annotation, cellular component: extrinsic component of endoplasmic reticulum membrane.